AGCAGCUAUCGAUAAGCUAUCGGAUGUCAUCGAGUGGUGUGGGUAUUGUUUUCAUUUAUUUUCAACAGCACACGUGCAACCAAAAAAUAUAAUAACAAAUAAAAAUGCUGCGAAAACAGGCCAGACAGCGAAGGGAAUACCUGUAUAAUAAAGCGCUCACUGAGCGCCUCAAGUCCAAACAAAAAAUCCAGGAGACCGUUGUGAAAAGCAUAAAUGAAAACAAGGCGAUUGGCUCCAAAAAUGUGAAGAAAAGUCUCACCGCCUACAAGUCGCUGAAAUACGCUGAUGAGGGUGUCGAUGACCGCACCGUCAAUGAUGAGUAUCACUAUGCCGGAUGCGAGGAUCCGAAAAUAAUGCUGACCACCUCGCACAACCCCUCGUCGAGAUUGAAAAUGUUCAUGAAGGAACUGCGGCUGAUUAUUCCAAAUGCGCAGCAGAUGAACAGAGGAAACUACCAGCUGACUACACUAAUGCACGCCUGUCGUGCCAAUAAUGUAACCGAUUUCCUAAUUAUCCAUGAGCAUCGUGGCAUCCCGGACAGCCUUGUGGUCUGUCAUCUUCCGUACGGGCCAACUGCCUUCUUCAACAUAUCCGAUGUGGUUAUGCGACAUGAUAUACCCGACAUCGGACACAUGAGCGAGCAGAAGCCACACUUAAUUUUUAAUAACUUUAAAACGCCCAUUGGCCUGAGAACUGUUAAGAUACUCAAACACUUGUUCCCGGUGCCCAAGGAGAACUCUCAAAGAGUUAUGUCUUUCCUUAACCACAAUGACUCGAUUAUAUUCAGACAUCAUCAGUACAAAUAUGUGAACAAGGAGUUGGAGCUCAGCGAAGUGGGGCCCAGAUUCUCACUGAAGCUGUACCAAAUUAAGCUCGGCACUUUGGAGAACAUCAAGGCAGCUGACACGGAAUGGAUUAACCGACCUUAUAUGAAUACCUCGCAGAAGAGGCUCAUCUUUUCUAACGAUCCGGGCAUAAUAAAUAAGGACACCGAGGCUUAGAUUAAGAGAUACCGAACGAUUUAAGAAAAAUAAAUGCGUUUUACUUUUAUAAUGUAA
Molecule: messenger RNA, 1058 nt
Organism: Drosophila simulans
Lineage: Eukaryota; Metazoa; Arthropoda; Insecta; Diptera; Drosophilidae
Product: U3 small nucleolar ribonucleoprotein protein IMP4
Exons: 2
Coding region: 105-1001 (298 amino acids)
Biological process (GO): rRNA processing
Cellular component (GO): small-subunit processome; nucleolus; Mpp10 complex
Molecular function (GO): snoRNA binding; rRNA primary transcript binding
Source: RefSeq, a predicted model, not a curated record